AUGGCCCACAGUGUGAGCUUCGGUGUCAACAUUUGUCAAAUGGAUUCUGACUAUGAUGACAUCGAAGAAUGCGAUCCAGGUCAGAACUCCUUUCAGCUCGUUGAACAGCCAGCAGCCCGCACCUCUAAAUCUCCACGAAGGGAUGUUUCUAGGGAAUGCACAGGUACAAAUACACAAUGUCUGACGUUUACUGCCAAUGGCCACAUGAGAGGCGAGACACUUGACAGGGAGCAGGUGUCCUCUCUGCAGAGGCACCGCUGGUCUGCUGCUACCCUAAAGGUCCUCUCCUCGAUGCCCAGUCGCACUGCAGGGCCAAAUACUGCAUUAAUUUCCCACCGUACCAGACGCCCAGGUCAGUCUCAGGUACACCAACCCCAGACCUCCUCCCAUGUCUCUCCUCACCCCUCCAGAACAAUCCAGGAGGACAUUGUCCAUGCAGAUAUGGAGGAAAUCAGUACUGAAGAAAACAAGAAGGAGCAGUUGGUGUCCGACCUCCGAGACCUCUCAGCGAGCGAUGGCAUGCGCAAGCUGCGAGCCAUGCCGCUUAGCCUGGCAGAUAAGAUGGAAAUCAGGCGACUUGCUUUCAGCGGCGUAGCAGAAAGUUCACUCUUCAGCAGAAAUAUCCCAUGCUACAGUCACCUAAGCAUGUACAUCUCAAGGACUUGGCGUCACUGCCUGUUCAGCUGCCUCCCUGUCCUCAGUUCCCUCCAUCUGUGGCAUUCUCCCAUGAAGAGACUGAGUGGACGUUUCGGAACUGGGGUGCUCUCGUACUUCCUGUUUCUCCGGACCCUCCUGCUCUUUAACCUCCUCCUCUUUGUCAUCAACGGCCUGUUCCUGGUCUUCCCUCAAGCCGUCAAUCCCCCUCCUCUUUAUGACUCUCAUCUGAGCAAUUUCACUGGCCUAGAGCUUCUCACAGGCACGGGUUAUCUCUCUCAGAGUGUGAUGUUUUACGGCUACUACAACAACAUCACCAUGCCGUACAGCAUACCUGCAGCCUAUUUCUUCACCAUCGUCAUCUCCUUCGUCAUUGUCUGUAUCAUCCUGGUGUACAGCAUUUCCACGUCCUUUGGGAGAAGCUAUCGUGUCCUCAAGUCCAAUGACGAUCUGGCGGCAAAGGUUUUUUGCUCCUGGGACUUUAAAGUCAGCAAGAAGAUGUCCGUCAGACUUCAGUCUGAGAAAAUCAGCACUCAGCUCAAAGAGCUGCUAUCUGAGAUGAUCAGUGGGGAAGAUGAAAAGAGCUGCAUGCAGAGACUCGGCCGCCUCAUAGUGCAUCUGAUUGCGUGGGCUACAUGUCUGGCGAGCAUCUCCCUGAGUGCCAUGGCAGUCUACCUCCUGUCAGAGAAUGCCAUUCAGGGUCCUUUUAAAGAAAGUGAGCUGCUGCUCUUGUCUGCCGUGGUGUCGGGCAUUAAUCUGCUGCUCCCCGGCCUCUUCAACCUGUGUGCUUGGAUGGAGAGUCAUGACUCACCCAGUGUUCGAGUCUAUGUCUCCAUCUUCAGGAACCUGUUGUUGAAGGUCAGUGUUGUUGGAGUGCUGUGUUUCCGGUGGCUAGGAAGAAUUGCUGUGGAACCAGAAAGUCUUUGUUGGGAGAGCUUUGUGGGGCAAGAACUGUAUCGCCUACUCCUGAUGGACUUUAUCUUUACAGUGCUUUAUACUUUUUUGGGAGAGUACUUGUGGAGACUCUUUUCCAAGAAAGUGCUGAAAAGGAACAGGAAGCCGGUGUUUGACAUUGCUCGUAACGUGCUGGAGCUCAUAUACGGACAAACUCUUAUUUGGCUCGGGGUGCUGUUUGCGCCACUGCUUCCCGCAGUCCAGAUCAUAAAACUGUUUGUGCUGUUUUACAUGAAGAAGAACAGUCUGCUGCUCAACUGUCAGGCAUCAAGAAAACCCUGGAGGGCCAGUCAGAUGACCACACUAUUCAUCUGCCUUUUGUGCUUCCCCUCAUUUCUUGGUGCUGCCGUGUCUAUCACCUAUGCAAUUUGGAGGAUUAAACCCUCGUCGGGGUGCGGCCCUUUCAGGAAUCAGACCACAAUGUUUCAGUCAGGACAGCUGUGGGCUCAGCAGCUGGAGGAGGCCCACCCGAUCCUGUCCUGGCUCAGCUGGGCCUACAAUUCUCUGUUGGAGAACCCGUUGUUCUUAUUCCUCACCAGCGGAGUGUUUCUAAUGGUGAUAUAUUUUCGCACUCAAGUUGUUGAUGGCCAAAGGAGAAUCAUCAGUCGGUUAGAAAAGCAAAUUGAAAAUGAGGGUAAAGACAAAAAGUUCCUCAUCACCAAAUUGCAAGCCAUUUAUGAAGAAAUCUGUCUGAUUUCCCCUCAUAGAUAAGUGUAAUGGCUGAACAACAUUCACAGAAUAACGAUGGCAAGCUAUUGUCUCAUCAGUGACAAGCAUCUUCGCUUUAAUAUUAUCUCAUCAGUGACAAGCAUCUUCGCUUUAAUAUUAUCUCAUCAGUGAUCACUUACAAGCUGAGAACAAAAGCAAAACUAUUUUCAAAUUGUUAUUUUCAAAUACAUGACAUUGCAUAAUGUUUGGUGAGUCGUUAAUGUACUGGAUGAACACAAACUAGGUCCGGCUUUUAGCACUAUAAUUGAAUUAUUCAUAUUUUUUAAUACAUAUGUAUG
Morone saxatilis (striped sea-bass) is the source of this 2615-nucleotide messenger RNA. RefSeq names its product transmembrane channel-like protein 6 (gene tmc6a). Gene Ontology annotation, cellular component: plasma membrane. The transcript is spliced from 22 exons. The record is from RefSeq and is a predicted model, not a curated record. Bases 1 to 2319 code for a protein of 772 amino acids. Lineage: Eukaryota; Metazoa; Chordata; Actinopteri; Moronidae. Gene Ontology annotation, molecular function: mechanosensitive monoatomic ion channel activity.